Molecule: messenger RNA, 1344 nt
Organism: Patella vulgata (common limpet)
Lineage: Eukaryota; Metazoa; Mollusca; Gastropoda; Patellidae
Product: DNA-directed RNA polymerase I subunit RPA49
Exons: 12
Coding region: 108-1328 (406 amino acids)
Biological process (GO): transcription elongation by RNA polymerase I; nucleolar large rRNA transcription by RNA polymerase I; RNA polymerase I preinitiation complex assembly
Cellular component (GO): RNA polymerase I complex
Molecular function (GO): DNA binding
Source: RefSeq, a predicted model, not a curated record
UUCACGGAGUCAGCCGAUUUCCGACCUUGACCGAAAGCACGUGUUUGGUUGUUUAUUUUUAUGCGAUUGAGUUUGUCAAUCAAUAGUCUCGACGAACAUUGGUUGAUAUGUCGUCGUCUUGUUCUAUCAAAAAAAGCGACACACACGGGAUACUCGUAGCAAGUUUUACAAAUGGUCAAAUUAAACCUGAAAAAUCAAAUGCAUUAAAGUUCAGAUAUUUUACUGAGAAGGAGAAAGGUGGACAAAAUGAUGAGAAGAAAACAAGGAAAGUCUUGGUGGCUGAAAGAGAUACAUCAACAUGCAAGACGUAUGUUGGUGAUAGUACAGAUAUAACAGCUCCAUCACAACUAUACAAAUAUUAUGUAGGGGUAAGAAAUAAAAGAACUGGAAAAAUGAAAGUUUAUGAUGCAGACCUUUUCAACAUGAUACCACAAUUAAAUGUUACGGAAAAACAAGAAGUAAAGCCACAGAUUACAUCACUGUCCUACACAGAUAAGAUGAAAGAAUUAACAAAGGCUUUUGGUAGUACUAAAAGACAGCGUGCUGUUGAAUUAUCACAGAGAAAUGCUAUACAGACUGAUGUUUUAGAUUCAGCUAUUGGCAGUGCAGUAGAUCACGCUAUUUCACAAGAUAAUUUUAAAGAAAUAACUGCUAAACCAUCAACAGAUGAUUCCAAUGAUUGCCUUCCACCACAUCAUGCUGAGGUCACAUCACCAGAAGAUAUUUAUAAAGUUGAAGAUAUUAUUGGUGUUCGAGAAAUGGAAGCAUUAACAGAAAUUUGUCGAAAGUUUUUUGAUUAUAAAACAGAUGAAUUUAAAAAUUCUGAAGGGUAUAGUACAUUUAUAAUGAAUAGGUUACCUAUUUUACCUCUAGAUGAAGAUCGACGUUGGUUGAAAUGUAAAUGUUUAAUGUAUAUACACAUGCUAACAACACUAUAUAGAAAAAGAGCAAAUGAAUUAAGAGAAAAAGAUAUUUUACCUAAGGAAUGGCCAGAUAAAGUAAAAUACUCCAUUUUACAACAAUUUACAUUAAAAAUAGAAGGAGAUGGUACCAGAAAACCAGUCAGAUGUUUAUCAAUCCGAAUGAAAGAUAAAAUUAUUCUUCACAUCUUAGUUUUAUGUCUAAUAGUAGAUAAUUUUACAUUAGAAUAUUCAGACAUCGCGAAAGAUUUAAAGAUAGGUGCUACAAGAAUGCCAUUAUUGUUAAGAAGUGUUGGUUGUCAGAUUAAAGUUCGGGUAAUAAACAAGACAUCAGUUAAAACAGCACACUUAAUAGCACCUUUACAAUUACCUGAGAAAAAUCUUAUAAUGGGUAAACGAAGAAAAUAAAAUAUAUCAGAUAGGG